Gekko japonicus is the source of this 1462-nucleotide messenger RNA. It is a transcript of the gene SNRNP48, whose product is annotated as small nuclear ribonucleoprotein, U11/U12 48KDa subunit. The record is from RefSeq and is a predicted model, not a curated record. The transcript has 9 exons. Gene Ontology annotation, cellular component: nucleoplasm; cytosol; U12-type spliceosomal complex. Lineage: Eukaryota; Metazoa; Chordata; Lepidosauria; Squamata; Gekkonidae. Bases 1 to 1032 code for a protein of 343 amino acids.
AUGAGCCAGCGAGUGGUGCCCUCCACAGAGUGGUAUUGCCGUGUGAAGCAUCUGGUCAAAGCCAAGCUAGCCAAGGCACGAGGGCGGACCAUCCACCUGACGGCCGACCUUUGGACCAGCUGCCACCAUGGCUACCUCUCCCUCACUGCACACUGGCCGUUGCCCUUUGUGCAGGACGAGAGGGUGCCGUGCCCCUAUGAUGACCACCACCAGGUCCCGAAGGCCUCCCUGGAAAAGCAUCAGGCGUCCUGUAGGCUGAGGAAACAGGCCUAUUCCAAAGCUGAAGAGGCUGAAAUGUAUGAUUCUUCUUUUUUCUAUGAAAAAGUAAAGAUACCUACUAUUCUAAUGGAUAAGAAUUUACAGUUCCACAUUAUUAAACAAGCCACUGUUACUGAUAGUGGAAGUUAUUGUCCAGGUGCUUAUUCUGCUCUGUUUGUUGAAGUUCCACAAAACCACAAGCGUUCCAUCUGCGAUCUGACCCAAGCUGAUCGCCUUGCAAUCUACAAUUAUGUCCUCAUGGAAACCAGGAACCAGAGAUCAAGAUCCCAGCUGACAGAAAAUGACAGCGACCUCUUUGUCGAUUUGGCAGCAAAAGUCAACCAAGAUGAUGGUCAGAAGGGUCCAAAAUCCCAUCUUGAAAUCCUUGCAGAGAUGCGGGAUUAUAAAAGACGGCGGCAGUCCUAUAGAGCUAAAAAUGUUCACAUCACAAAGAAGUCCUACACAGAGGUGAUCCGGGAUGUAAUCGGGGUGCACAUGGAAGAACUUGCCACACAUUGGCAGGAAGAAAACAAGAACCUAAAAGGUUGUGAAGAUGGAAGAUCAUCCUUCUCAGCAGAACCUUCAGGAAGAAAGGAGGAGCGCAGGUCGGCAUCAACGGAUUCCAGACAGUCCUGUGGAAGCAGAGGCAGGAAGGGUCCCAGCAGGAGUCCAGGCAAGCAAAAAAGAAGUCAGGACAAAGAGAGAGACGGGGGUCCCCGAAGGAGGAGGGAGAGGGAUGAAGACAAGCAUCACAGCCACAAGAGAAGAAAAUAAGAAAACUUAUUAGAAUGAGGAGAACAAUGUGGAUAAUAAAAGAUCAGCUGUCUGCUUCAUCCCAAGGACGUCACUUCCACCAGCAGUGAGGAGGACUGUGGUCACAUCCUUCAAUAAACGCACCCCUGUAUCCUUUCUACUGCAGCACACCCUGGAGUGCUGAAGGAGACUCCCGCUUAGACCGAACAGACUGACUUGCUGUGAUCAGAGAAAUUAGCAGCACUGCAAAUACUUUUCAUGAAUCCACAGAUGAAGUGCAACCAUAGAGGAUAUCCUGAAGGUGCAGCUGAUUGUGCCCUGACCUCUAGAACUCCAUGUGGAUCAGUUAACCCCAGAUUCCUUUUUCUGUAGCUUGCCCAUCUCAUGAUGGCACCCUGAGCAAGCGGCACAUGAAAGCUUCUACCCAGAAUUAAACUUUGUUGGUCUUAAA